Musa acuminata subsp. malaccensis (wild Malaysian banana) is the source of this 1928-nucleotide messenger RNA. RefSeq lists its product as uncharacterized. NCBI's taxonomy places the organism in Eukaryota, Viridiplantae, Streptophyta, Magnoliopsida, Zingiberales, Musaceae. Gene Ontology annotation, biological process: tRNA pseudouridine synthesis; mRNA pseudouridine synthesis. Gene Ontology annotation, molecular function: RNA binding; pseudouridine synthase activity. Gene Ontology annotation, cellular component: nucleus. The record is from RefSeq and is a predicted model, not a curated record.
CUAUCCCCCGUCUCAGUUCUAGGGUUUGAAGACACUCCUCUCCAAAAGCCUCUCCUUUUUCCUCCCGACACUGCUUCAUAUAAACCCUAAUGGCUUCCUCCCCUCCCUCCUCGCCUCCGCACCCUUCGAAGAAGGCCAAGAUGUCGUCCUCCGCCACCACGUCCGACGCCGACGAGGACCCUUCGUCCGCCCCCUUCGCCGCCGGCGAGCCCAGGCGGCGGUACAAACGGCGCAAGGUGGCCAUUUUCCUCGGCUACUGCGGCGCAGGGUACCAGGGCAUGCAGAAGAACCCGGGCGCCCGUACCAUCGAGGGCGACCUCGAGGAGGCCCUCUUUCUCGCCGGCGCCGUUCCGGAGGCGGACCGCGGCCUCCCCCGCCGUUUUGAUUGGGCCCGCUCCGCACGCACCGACAAGGGCGUCAGCGCCGCCGCCCAGGUCGUGUCCGGCCGCUUCUAUGUAGACCCACCUGGCCUCGUCGCUCGCCUCAACGCCCAUCUCUCCGACCAGAUCAGGGUCUUCGGAUUCAAACGGGUCACCAACUCCUUCAACGCCAAGAAAUUCUGCGACCGCCGCCGGUACGUGUAUCUCGUCCCGGUGUUCGCCCUUGACCCUAGCGCGCAUCCGGACCGGGAGGCCGUGAUGGCGAGCAUGGGGUCCGACAACGAACUCGCACGCUGCUUAGAAUGCUCAGAAAGGGGGCGUAAGAUCCCUGGUCUCAUGGGCCGCUGGGCUGGGAGUUCCAUUGCCCAGAAAAGAGUUGAUCUUGCAGCUGAUGGAUCGGCUGAUCAGACUGUUGGUGUCGCCUGUUUCAGUCUGGAAGAAAGUGAUAAAUCUGAGGCGAAUAAGCUAGAAAUUUUUGAUCUUGGCAGUGGUGGAGUUGAUGAUGAGCAGCAUGAUUUCUCCAUUAUGAUUGCAGAGACUAACUCGGCUAACAUGGGUAGAAAUGAAGUGGAGGCCGGCAAACUUGUAUCUGCUGCAACAGAUGCUGUUGCUCCUGGUAACAUGAAUCCUGAUGCUACAGUAGAUCCAGUGGCUUCCUAUGUGGAAGAAUAUGGUAAGCUCAGUAAUGAGGCUAUCACAAUGAAAGAGAAUUCUACUAUGGAGCCGAGUGCUUCUUUAGAAAACCAGAGAUUGGAACCUAUAGUUGCUGAUAGAACUAAUGGAGAGCAAGUGACUGUCAAAAGCAAGUUUUGUUAUGGGGAUGAGCAGAGGGAGAGAUUUAAUAGCGUACUGAAGCAUUAUGUGGGAACUCACAACUUCCAUAACUUCACAACCAGAACUAAGGCUGAAGAUCCCUCUGCUCGUAGAUAUAUUAUAUCCUUUGAUGCAAAUCGUGUUGUCUGUAUCGAGGGGAUUGAAUUUGUCAAGUGUGAGGUUGUAGGACAGAGCUUUAUGCUCCAUCAGAUCAGGAAGAUGAUCGGCCUUGCAGUUGCAGUGAUGAGGAACUGUGCACCUGAGUCACUUAUGGAUAUAGCCUUGAAAAAGGAUGUAAAUAUCAAUGUUCCUACGGCCCCUGAAGUUGGGCUUUACCUGGAUGAAUGCCUAUUUACAUCAUAUAACCAGAAAUGGAAGGAUUCGCAUGAGGUAUUGACCAUGGAAGCUUAUGCUGAGGAAGCUGAGGAAUUUAAGAUGAAAUAUAUAUACCCUCAUAUUGCCUCUAUGGAGCACAAGGAAGGAGCGGUUGCACUGUGGCUUCACUCUUUGAACCAACGUAAUUACCCAGAUUUCUGUUUUAUGGAGACAAGUCGUGAAUGUGCCAGUGCCACCAGUAAGGAUCAAGCGGAUAACUCGGGAGAGCAACUCUUGUGAAAGGGGAUUGGCUGCCACUUUUUUUUAUUAUGAGAAAAGUUUUUUUGCGCUAUAUAAUUUUCGCACAGAAUUUUAUUUCCCUUGGCUAUCCUUUGUUUCAUUUUAAUGAAAGUAUUUCAA